Punica granatum (pomegranate) is the source of this 1457-nucleotide messenger RNA. The record is from RefSeq and is a predicted model, not a curated record. NCBI's taxonomy places the organism in Eukaryota, Viridiplantae, Streptophyta, Magnoliopsida, Myrtales, Lythraceae.
CAUCACCCUAUAUAAAGCCGCACCCAAGCUGAGUUCAGCUGACCUGAGGAGAGCCACAGGCAGAGCCGAAGUUAUUAGUAAAAUCAUGGAUGCUAUCUCGAGCUACUUCCCUGCCAAGCUCCGCGUCGACAAUCGAGGAGUUGCGUCGAAGUUCGGAGGGACAACAGUGCUUCCAAGGAAGGAGCUGUCCUUCUCGCGAUUGCCAAAGGUCUUCAGUUUCCAAGUCCUGCACUCGACACGCAAGAAGCUCGUCAAGCCCCUCUGUCCGUCUGCUUCCAGCUCGUCAUCACCGAACGCAGAGCCAGGGAAGGAGACAGCAGAAAAUGGAAUCAAAGAAACUCAUCCUUCCAAGACUGUCCGUGUUAGGUUUCUAUCGAAGAAAAAAUGCGAGAAUGGUGAGCUUCUUCUCAUAGUUGGAGGUGACCCCAUGUUUGGUUCAUGGAACCCUUCAAGUGCAAUACCUAUGAACUGGUCCGUUGGCAACGUGUGGACUCUCGAACAGGACAUACCCGUCGGGAGGCGAAUUCCAUUCAAGCUUAUACUGAGGGGAACCGAUAAAAGGAUCCAGUGGCAGCCCGAUCCUGAUAGAGUUCUGAUAACUUGGGAAACCGACAAGACUAUCAUUGUUUAUGAAGAUUGGGAAGAUGCUGCAUCCCAGAGGAUAACUGAAGGGGAAAUACUGAGUGAUCCCUCCAAGGCAGGGAUGGAGACUGCAGGCAAUGGAACCGAAGGUACUUAUCCCUCCAAGACUGUCCGUGUUAGGUUUCUACUGAAGAAACGGUGCGAGUUUCUGGAGCACUUUUUCGUUGUCGGAGGUGACCCCAUAUUUGGAUCAUGGGACCCUAAAAGUUUACAGCCUAUGCAGUGGUCCGCCGGCAACGUGUGGUCUCUCGACAUGGACAUACCCGUAAGGAGGCGAAUUCCAUACAAGUUUGUACAUAUGGAUACCAACGUAGAAUACCAUUGGCAACCUGAUCCUGAUCGAGUGCUGCAAACUUGGGAAACUGACAAGAUUAUCAUUGUUUAUGGAGAUUGGGAAGAUGCUGCAUCCCAUAGGAUAAUCGAAGGAGAAACCGUCACCGAUCCCUCCAAGAAACUGGCUGACAGACCAGAAAUGCACAUCGUUGGGGAUAAAUGGCCACUAAUGGCGAGAGCCAAAACAGAAAAUGGAUCAGUUUUGGCCGAUACAGUUGCUGCUCCAGCAGAAAUUCCACCGGAGAAAACUCGAGAUGAGUUUCCCUCUGGGAUGGAAGGAGCUCCAUCCUAGACGGAGGGAAAAAACAUGAUAUGGCUCGGAAAGAGAUGUAAUUACUUGCUAUGUUCAUUCUUAACUUGCAAGAAUUCAAUACUUCAUGUAUAUGAUAUCAAUGUAGCUUGUGUUAGAACCUUUCGAGAAUCUGCAAUAUAUACUCUCUGUUUCUCCAGUGCUAGUGAAGCUUUAAAGUGGACCAUGUUCA